AUGCAAAGCGCGCGCGACGCGAUGUGCGGCCGAGGCAUUUUCGGACUGAGGCGCACUUCUGGGGGACGGGAGGCCAUGGGAGGCAAGGGCGGACCCCUGAAAGGCGCGAGGGACCUGCUGAGCCCGGCGCUCGCGGGGAUCUUGCUGCGCGCGGUGUACUGCCCGGAGCCCUCGGAUGAAGUGGGAGAGGAGGUCGUGAAGAGGUGUCGUGAGCCGGGAGGCCGGCACCACUACCUUGGCCGCUACGUGGUGCGCCUCGCUCUAGAGAUGGAGAGCGAAGGCCAGCGCAAAGCACCACCCUCGCUCCGGCGGCGAGGCUCGCAGCCAAGGCAGGCCCCGAAGCCGCCCUCGGAGGGCCAGCUGAAGGCCAGGGAGGCGGAGGUGCAGCGCGCCGCGGCGCGGCAGCUCUGGGAG
Molecule: messenger RNA, 414 nt
Organism: Effrenium voratum
Lineage: Eukaryota; Dinophyceae; Suessiales; Symbiodiniaceae
Source: the annotation of a GenBank genome assembly